GUCGUGAGCGCGGCUGCCGCCCUGUCCGUGGUGGCCAUCGCCGUGGGCUCGUCCUUCGGCCGCGUCUCGGUGCCGCUGCUCGAGCUGCUGGGGGCGCUCGCGGGGUUCUUCUCCCUCGUGGCGUGCGGCCUGGUACUGCUCUGGCCGCAGGUGUGCGCCGUCGUGCCGAGGGCCGUGGAGAGCGUGGUGGGGCAGGCGGAGGUGCACGGCGAGGAUAGCGCCGACCUGCCGAAGGAGAGCGAGGCGGAGCCGUCGGAGGCCUACGUCGAGGAGUUCGUGGAGGCGCCGACGUCCGAGGGCGUCGACGAGUGUGUCCACGUCCACGUGCAGAAGGUGUCGUUCAUGGAGGUCGCCGCCGAGGAGUUCGUGGAGGUGCCGGCGUCCGGGGGCAUCGAGAGGAGCGCCUACGUGCCGCAGAACCACUCCGAGGGGGAGCUUGUCGGCGAGGUGAGCGUGGCGGUGCCAGCGGCGGACUACGUCGAGAAGGUCGUGGAGGUGGCUUCGUCCGAGGACGUCGAGGUCAGCGCCCACGUGCCGAAUGUGCCGAUCAAGAUCGUGGAGGGGCGGCCAGGGGGGCCGCCCGAGGCCGCCGCCGGGGCUGCCGGCCGCGCCGAGGGGCGGCCAGGGGUGCCGACGGGCAUCGAGGGGAGCGUCCACGCGCCGAGGAGCGACGCCGUCGCCGAGGAGGAGCUCGUCGGCGAGGUGAGCGUGGUGCCGCCGAGGCCCGUGGAGCAGAGGCCCCGCUGGGCCGAUGCAGGGGGCGAGGACUGUGACGUGCUGGUCGAGCUGCCGACGGCCUCCCUGGAGCAGGCGCGGGCGGGCGGCUCGCGGCCGCGGCGCAGGCGCAGGCGCAAGGGGACCAACUGGCAGAUAGUGCAGUUCGCCGUUGAUGUGCUCGAGCGGUUUGGCUCCCUCCGAGAGUCGCUGGCGGCCACGCUCGGGCCCAGGGCGGUGAAUGUGGCUUUCGAGGGGCUGUUCGACGAGGCGUCAACAGCCGCGGAGUGGGGCUGCGACGUGUCGAUCGGCUCCGAGACGGGGAACACCUUGGUUCAGAUGUUCCUCGGUGGCGAGUUCGCGGAGUGCGCCGACUCGUGGCUCCAGGUCGUCGCGGCCGGGGAGAAUGAGUUCUCCGAGGUGAGCCGCGCGCGGGGGCGAGGGGCGAAAGCGGGCGGGGAGGGGCCUCGGAGCGAGGCCCCGCUCUCCCCGUCCGUGCUGGAUCCCCCUCGGAAUCUUGCGAGGGCGGCCCCGUGAGGCCUGCCUGGGGCUCCUCCUGGGGUCGUGCCGCCUGGCCCGCGGGCCUGUGCGGGGUGGGCGCGCCCUCCUUGGAUCCCCCCUCGGGGUUCCAAGGCGGUCGCGCGGGCGUCGGGCUCCGUCCUCGUCGCCACGGCCCGCGCGUCGGGGCGCGAGGCCGCGAGGGGUGCGCAGUGGAUCGACUCUGCCCCCCAUGUCGCGCCGAUCCAGCUCCUCCCCCUCCUCC
Messenger RNA from Prorocentrum cordatum, 1477 nucleotides. The record is from the annotation of a GenBank genome assembly. NCBI's taxonomy places the organism in Eukaryota, Dinophyceae, Prorocentrales, Prorocentraceae.